Messenger RNA from Poeciliopsis prolifica (blackstripe livebearer), 1277 nucleotides. Its product is annotated as claudin-4-like. Gene Ontology annotation, cellular component: bicellular tight junction; plasma membrane. Bases 457 to 1086 code for a protein of 209 amino acids. The record is from RefSeq and is a predicted model, not a curated record. NCBI's taxonomy places the organism in Eukaryota, Metazoa, Chordata, Actinopteri, Cyprinodontiformes, Poeciliidae. Gene Ontology annotation, molecular function: structural molecule activity. The transcript has 2 exons. Gene Ontology annotation, biological process: cell adhesion; bicellular tight junction assembly.
UGGUAUGUUUCCAACAAGCAAAUUAAAUUUCAUAAUUUCAAUUUGUGUAAUUCUAUGGUUAAUGGAAACACAACUAAUGUUUGGUGAGAUGAAGUGACACAUUAAUAAUCAGGGUUUUCUGAUGCAAAUAUUGCUGAAUUGCGACAUUGUAAGCAACUUAAACGGUGCAACUGGAGAAUUUAAUGUAAAAAUGAAAACUAACAAAAACUAAGGCAGCAAAAUACGAGUCGUGUAACAGAACGUAACAAUAAAGGGAGCUGAAAACAGCCAGGGUGACAUAUUUUUUUUCAAAAGGUCUAUAUGUAAUUUUUUUUUUUUAGAUCUUUUCCUUCCACAUCUAAGAGUACGGCGCCCCCUAUUGACCAGCUGCCACUGAAUGACCAAAGCCAAAGGAACUCAGAAUAUAUUACACAAACUGCUUUAACUAUUUGAUUUCUGGUUUUUAGUUUUUGCAGAAUGGCAUCAAAAGCAGUUCAGAUGGUAUGUGUGACCCUCGGGGUCAUCGGCCUAAUUGGGGUCAUCACCUGUUGUGCCAACCCUAGAUGGAAAAUGACAGCUUUCAUAGGAGCGAACCUUGUGACUGCACAGGUCAUUUAUGAAGGUCUAUGGAUGAACUGUGUGACACAAAGUACUGGACGAUUGCAGUGCAAAGUGUACGACUCUGUGAUGGCGUUACCCUCUGACCUUCAGGCUGGCCGGCUCAUGACGGUCAUCAGCUGCAUCCUGUGUGGUCUCAGCCUCAUCACCCUGUUCUUUGGUUCUGACUUGACCAGAUGUUUUCAGAACCAAGGCACCAAGCCCAAACUCAGACUGGUGGCCGCAGCGGGCCUGCUGCUAGCCAGCCUGCUGGUGAUCAUCCCGGUCAGCUGGUCAGCAUAUACCGUAAAAAGAGAUUUCUACAACCCUGCACUAAUGUCAGCCAUAAGGAGAGGAAUUGGAGUGAGCAUCUAUAUCGGCUGGGCAGCCGGUGCACUGUUGAUCCUGACUGGAGUUCUGCUCUGCUGCUUCAGCAGACCCAGAUCCAGCAGCUCUGGUGAAACCAUCAAAUACAACAGAGCUUCAGGUCUAAAUGACAUGAUAAUUUAGAGGUUUUAUGGAAGGGACUGGUGUCCAAAAGACAGAUAGACAAGGAGGUUGAUUUGGUACAAACUGGGACACCAGAGAUUAUAAAUACUUUAUGCUAAUAACUCGAUCUGAUUAUUGUUUUCAUAUUUUUUCUGUUGGUGCUCAAAGGAUUGUACUUUGCACAUUUUUAUUUCAAACAUUUUUUAAGGUCU